Molecule: messenger RNA, 2580 nt
Organism: Hordeum vulgare subsp. vulgare (domesticated barley)
Lineage: Eukaryota; Viridiplantae; Streptophyta; Magnoliopsida; Poales; Poaceae
Product: fimbrin-2-like
Exons: 14
Coding region: 262-2337 (691 amino acids)
Biological process (GO): actin filament network formation; actin filament bundle assembly
Cellular component (GO): cytoplasm; actin filament bundle; actin filament
Molecular function (GO): actin filament binding
Source: RefSeq, a predicted model, not a curated record
GCAAGAACAUCUCCCACCAAUUCGACCGUGCCGCACCACCGCCACCGCCCGCAUCCUCGGCACCACCGCCACCGCCAUCGCCAUCGAUUACGUGCUCGUCCGGCGAUCCCUUCCUCGUCAAUUCGAUCCCCCAAUGCGCGCGCGAACGAGACGAUCGACCCCCGCAUUUUCUCUUUUUUUGAUCUGAGGCCCGCGCGACCCGCAGCGGCGUUCGCUAGGGCGCUCCAAGAAUUGGGCUCCCCGCCGGAGACAGACGGAUAGAUGUCCGGGUUCGUGGGGGUCGUCGUCUCCGACCCCUCCUUGCAGGGCCACUUCACGCAGGUCGAGCUCCGAUCGCUCAAGGCCAAGUUUGUGUCCCUGAAGAGGGAGUCCGGCCAUGUCACGGCCAAGAACCUGCCGGGCCUGAUGAAGAAGCUGAAGGGGCUCAACGAGGUUGUCUCCGAGGAGGAGAUUGCUGCGUUCUUGUCGGAGGUUUACCCCGACAGCGACCAGGAGAUUGAGUUCGAGCAAUUCCUUCAGGAGUACCUGAACCUGGAGGCGAGGGUGAGCUCCAAGGCGGGCGCGAGCGGGAGCAAGAACUCGUGGUCGUUCCUCAAGUCGAGCACCACCACGCUGAUCCACAACCCCAACCAGGCAGAGAAGUCGUCCUACGUCGCGCACAUCAACGCGUACCUCGGCAACGAUCCUUUCCUGAAGAAGUAUUUGCCGAUGGAUCCUGCGGGCAAUGAUUUGUUCGACCUCGUCAGAGACGGGGUUGUGCUCUGUAAGUUGAUCAACGUAGCGGUACCGGGGACUAUUGAUGAGAGAGCCAUCAACAAGAAAAGGAUCCUUAACCCAUGGGAGAGAAAUGAGAAUCAUACAUUGUGCCUCAACUCUGCAAAGGCUAUUGGAUGUACCGUCGUGAAUCUUGGCGCUCAAGACUUGGUGGAAGGAAGGACUCAUCUAGUUCUCGGAUUGAUAUCUCAAAUUAUUAAGAUACAACUUUUGGCUGAUCUAAAUCUUAAGAAGACACCACAGCUGGUGGAAAUUUUUGAUGACAGCAAGGAUAUAGAUGAAGUUCUGAGCUUAUCACCUGAAAAGUUGCUGCUUCAGUGGAUGAAUUAUCAUCUGAAGAGAGUUGAUUACAAGAAAACUGUCAGCAACUUCUCUUCAGAUGUCAAGGAUGGUGAAGCCUACGCCUAUCUUAUCAAAGCUCUUGCUCCAGAGCAUUCCUCUGUACUUACAUUUGAGACCAAGGAUCCUGCCGUAAGAGCGAAAUUGGUACUUAACCAAGCAGAGAAAUUGGGCUGCAAAAGAUACUUGAGCCCAAAGGAUAUUACCGAGGGCUCCCCAAAUCUUAACCUUGCAUUUGUUGCACAAAUAUUCCAGCAUAGAAAUGGCUUGAGUACUGACACCAGACAGGUUAAACUCACACAAACAUCAUCGCAAGAUGAGGUUAUAUUGUGCCGAGAAGAGAGAGCCUUCCGAAUGUGGAUCAACAGCCUUGGAGUUGCGACAUACGUGAACAAUGUGUUUGAAGAUGUUCGAACUGGGUGGGUCCUACUAGAAGUGCUCGACAAAGUCUCUCCAGGAUCUGUCAACUGGAAGCUAGCGACAAAACCUCCAAUAAAAAUGCCAUUUAGAAAACUGGAGAAUUGUAAUCAAGUUAUAAAAAUUGGGAAGGAGCUGAAGUUUUCCUUGGUGAAUUUAGCUGGAAAUGAUAUUGUUCAGGGAAACAAGAAGUUGAUUGUUGCACUUCUAUGGCAAUUGAUGAGAUUCAAUAUCCUCCAGCUGUUAAACAAACUAAGAUUCCACUCUCAAGGGUCUCAAGGAAAAGAAAUAACCGAUGCCGAUAUCUUGAGUUGGGCGAAUAACAAAGUGAAGUCUUCUGGGAGAAAUUCUCGAAUGGAAAGUUUUAAGGACAAGAACCUAUCAAGUGGAAUUUUUUUCCUUGAGCUUCUCAGUGCUGUACUGCCAAGGGUUGUGAACUGGAAGGUUGUAUCGAAGGGUGUAGAUGAUGAUGAGAAGAAAUUAAAUGCAACAUACAUCAUCAGUGUCGCGCGGAAGCUCGGGUGCUCUGUUUUUCUGUUACCAGACGACAUCAUUGAGGUGAAUCAGAAAAUGAUCCUUACAUUGACUGCUAGCAUCAUGUACUGGAGCCUGCAAAAACCACAGCAGCCUGAAACAUCGGAACAGUCAGAAUCAUCUUGUGCGGCUUCAGAUGCUGCUUCCGAUAUCGCCUCAGAGGAUUCCGCUUCGAUAGUGGCACCAUCGGAAGGAGAAGAGGUGAAUUCAUUGCCUGAUGGAGGGUCCAGCAUGCCAUCGGAUGAUACUAGUACUUCAGAGGCUCCUGUUUGAAUUCUUUGCCUGAUAGUCCAACUCCAACUUAACCACAAUUGACAAUAUUUCAGACAUCGGGACGAUGUGCGAUCAUGACAACAGAAUGAUGAUUUAGAAUAGUACUUUCCCUCUAUUUUUGUUUUUCUGUCUCAUGCACAGAAUAGAUCUGAGCAAAUUUGUUAUUUUUAUUUGUAUAGUUUUCUUACUGAGUGCACAUAAAACAAUGCACUGUAUAGGAUUAAACUGAAUAUAGGCUGUAUU